Petromyzon marinus (sea lamprey) is the source of this 2069-nucleotide messenger RNA. Its product is annotated as retinoic acid receptor RXR-alpha-A. Gene Ontology annotation, molecular function: zinc ion binding; nuclear steroid receptor activity; sequence-specific DNA binding. Gene Ontology annotation, cellular component: nucleus. Gene Ontology annotation, biological process: regulation of DNA-templated transcription. The record is from RefSeq and is a predicted model, not a curated record. NCBI's taxonomy places the organism in Eukaryota, Metazoa, Chordata, Hyperoartia, Petromyzontiformes, Petromyzontidae.
CACACAGAGAGAGAGAGACGGAACCACAGAGAGAGUCACACACAGAGAGACAGAGGCACGGAGAUGCGUGGGGUUGGGCCGCUUGGAAUUCACACAAAAAAACCCCCCACACAAACACGACGCAUUCCACUUUUUAAGCAUCGCAGCGUUCCGCGACCUUUAAACCCUUCGGCGCGCACGCGGCAGUGAGCGCCGCCACAGUCGGCACCGCGAGACCAGGGGGAGCGCAGCGCACGCUCGCGCGUCUUGAACCGCGGCUCCCCUCCUCCCCGUCGUCCGUCGUUUCUCGUGCCGCUCCAACUCGAACCCCCGCCGCCGCUCACACCGGAUUGUCGCGCGUUCCGAGCUGCCGUCGGAGACGCCGCUUUCCGUGAAAAACAAAAAAUUUGGCUGCCGGAUACCGGACCUACGGUGGUGGUGGUGGUGGCAACGGCCCUCGACCGUUUUCCGAGAUUAUUAAUAAUUUUAUUAGAUUAUUUUAAAAUUCGUAGUCCCGUUCUGCGGCGGCCGUGGACAACUCGAGAGCACUCCCCGCCACCCGGGAGAGGAGGAGGAGUGAGCGGCCCAGCUCGUCGACGCGCUCCACACGCGAGCUUCCGACGCGGGAGCCUCCGGCCAUGGAGAGAUACUGGUCCUUCUCCUCGCACUAUGAUCCCUCAGCGCAGAUGAACGGCCCCCCCGGUGUUGUCGCACCACCACAUGAUGGGCGCUGGCCCGCAGCACCACGGCCUGCACCAUGAGCUCCCCCACCACGGCAUCUCCUCCUCCUCGUCGCCCAUGGGCGGCGGAGACCUUUCCCCGCCCGCGCUCAACGGCAUGUGCUCGCCGUACCCGGUCAUCUCCUCCUCCACCGUGGGGCACAACCUGCACACGCCGCCGUCCUCCCAGCACGGCGUGUCCUACAUGGGCGGCCCGCAGAUGAACUCGAGCCUAAACAUGGGCAGUGUGAGCAGCUCGGAGGACGUGAAGCCGCCCCUGGGCCUGCACGGGAACAUUCGCCUGGGCUCCCCGCUGCCCUUCCCCAACCCGCUCUGCCUCCCCAAGCACAUCUGCGCCAUCUGCGGCGACCGCUCCUCCGGCAAGCACUACGGCGUGUACAGCUGCGAGGGCUGCAAGGGCUUCUUCAAGCGCACGGUGCGCAAGGACCUCACCUACACGUGUCGCGACACCAAGGGCUGCAUCGUGGACAAGCGGCAGCGCAACCGCUGCCAGUACUGCCGCUACCAGAAGUGCCUCAACACCGGCAUGAAGCGUGAAGCCGUGCAGGAGGAGCGCCAGCGGGGGAGGGAGCGCGAGGACUGCGACAGCGAGAGCGGCGUCCCGCUCGAGGACAUGCCGGUCGAGAAGAUCCUCGAGGCCGAGCUCGCCGUGGAGCCCAAGACUGAGGGCGGCUGUGAGCCCGGCGGCGGCGGCGGCGGCGGCAGGAGCCGCACCGCCUCCCCCGGCACCUCGCCGAACGACCCCGUCACGAACAUUUGCCAAGCGGCCGACAAGCAGCUCUUCACGCUCGUCGAGUGGUCCAAGAGGGUGCCGCACUUCUCCGAGCUCCCCCUCGACGACCAAGUGAUCCUGCUGAGAGCCGGGUGGAACGAGCUGCUCAUCGCGUCGUUCUCGCACCGCUCGAUCGGCGUCUCCGACGGGAUCUUGCUGGCCACGGGGCUGCACGUCCACCGCAGCAGUGCCCACAGCGCCGGCGUCGGCUCCAUCUUCGACCGGGUCCUCACGGAGCUCGUCUCCAAGAUGCGUGACAUGAACAUGGACAAGGCCGAGCUGGGCUGCCUGCGUGCCAUCGUCCUCUUCAACCCCGACGCAAAGGGGCUGUCGAGUCCCAGUGACGUGGAGGCACUCCGGGAGAAAGUCUACGCAUCGCUGGAAUCCUACUGCAAGCAGAAAUACCCCGAUCAGCCCGGCAGGUUCGCGAAGCUGUUGCUGCGCCUGCCCGCCCUGCGUUCCAUCGGCCUCAAGUGCCUGGAACACUUGUUUUUCUUCAAGCUCAUCGGCGACACUCCCAUAGACACCUUCCUCAUGGAAAUGCUGGAGGCCCCCCAUCAGAUGACUUGAGAUUGGGG